Messenger RNA from Theileria equi strain WA, 444 nucleotides. RefSeq names its product ribosomal RNA assembly protein, putative. Gene Ontology annotation, cellular component: nucleolus; small-subunit processome. Lineage: Eukaryota; Apicomplexa; Aconoidasida; Piroplasmida; Theileriidae. Gene Ontology annotation, molecular function: RNA binding. The transcript is spliced from 4 exons. The coding region runs from base 1 to 444 and encodes 147 amino acids. The record is from RefSeq and is a predicted model, not a curated record.
AUGGACGAGGAGGAAAAGGGAAGGAAUAAAAAGUAUCGCAAGGAUAAGCCCUGGGACGAUGAGACAGUCGAUCACUGGAAGAUUGAGCCUUUUACCAGCGAGGAUAACAAGCCGUCGUUGCUCGAGGAAAGCUCCUUUUCAAUUCUAUUUCCAAAAUAUCGCGAAAAGUACAUUCAAUCAGUUUGGGGAGAUGUAAAAAAGUCACUCUCGGACUACCAUAUCAAGUGCGAUCUCAACCUCGUUGAAGGAUCCAUGAGCGUUUUCACCACCAAACGGACCUGGGACCCGUAUAUUAUCAUUAAGGAUUUGGCCCAUGAGAAUAUUUUAAUCAAAACUUGCAACUAUUUGGUCAUGGAGAUGUUAGCCCCCGGGAACAAUGGUGAAAUGAAACAUACAAACGCCGUGGGAAACACAGGAGUGAUUACGACUAUGAGAAUUUUAUAG